AUGGCCGCUCAGCCGGCGGACCCGUCGAUGGAGACUACCGCCCCCCAGGCUUCCAUCACCAGGGAGCGGAAGCUCAACGUCAGCCUGCAGGAUGAGCUCCCAAAGCCACGUAGGGUUCUCUCCCUUUCCCUUUCGAAAAUUUCGUUCUUGGCUUGGCCAUACUGUUGCUCCAGUGUUCCUAGACAUUUCAUGGUUUGGCCUCUAGUGGGGGUUUCCCUACGGCGAUGCUGAUGCUGAUGCUGAUGCUCUUGGCGUCGGCGGUUGCGGCGGUGCCCCGGCCUGCAGAUCUGGCGAGGGCGCAGGCGGCGGUGGACAAGUUCCAUCCGAAGGGGACGGAGGGGCGGGAAACCCGGGGGAUGAGCGUCCUACAGCGGCAUGCCUCCUUCGACCGCAACAAGGACGGCGUCAUCUAACCCUGGGAGACCUACCAAGGUACGAAAGUUCAUCCCUCAUGGAUCCGCCACCGUACCUUCUCCCGUCUCUUCUUUAGACGACGGCGCCUCUCCCUGUCUCUGUCUCUGUCUCUCUAAAGUCAGCAUCUUGUCAUGUAAACAAUGAUAGUCGCAGCGCUGCUCGGUUGUUUAGUGUUUGUAAUGGUCGCGCAGGCCUUCGAGCGAUCGGCUGCAACUUCUUCUUCUCCAUCAUGUCCGCGUUCUUGAUCAAUUUUGGCCUGAGUUACACUACCCAACCGGUAAGACCUUGGCAAAUCCACCUAAAUAUACUCCAUACUGGGGAUCCGACUCCCUCUUGUUGUCGCAUUGAUAUGAGCUAGUUAAGUAAGAUUCAUCGUUUCCAUCAUGUCUGCAGCUUCCCAUUAUUUGUUUUAUUUGAUUUGGAUACUUUUUUCGAUUAUGUUGCAAAUCUGAGAUCAUUGAAUCAGAAGAACCCCCGCCGCACUUGAGCGUUUGAGUUUGGAAAAUUAACGAUAAUCUGCGAGUUUAAUGCAUACUUUAUGCCUUUUCCCGCAGGGAUGGCUGCGUUCUCCUCUUCUGUCGAUAAACAUCAGGAACAUCCACAGGUGCAAGCAUGGGAGCGACUCCGAGACAUACGACACCGAGGGAAGGUCAGGCCCCACCUCGUGGGCCAUUAUUGGCUCAUUUGGACAAAUGAACCAAUCGUGAUGACGUAUGUGGUGGCUGAUAAUCGGGUCCCCUUUUAUUUUAUUUUUUUCUAGAUUUGAGCCGUCCAAAUUUGAGGCCAUAUUCACCAAGUACGCCGCCACAAACCCCGACGCGCUGUCGAAGAGCGAGCUCGACACCAUGCUCAAGGCCAACCGUAAUUUUACGGACUUCAAUGGAUGGUCAGCGUUCAAUCACACGACAACUUUGGAUGGGUCAACGGGUCGGGCUUUCUGGCCGUAUUUUCUCCCGAGAAGAACGUAAUUAGUACAAAUUACUGGAUUGUUUUUGCAGGUUAGUGAGCUACCCCGAGUGGCAGCUUCUGUACGUACUGGGGGAAGGAGAGCACGGAUUCCUGCACAGGGAGACAGUAAGAGAGGUGUACGACGGUAGCCUGUUUGAGAAGCUGGAGAAGGCCGGGUCUUCUCUCUCUAAGAGGGCGUAG
Spirodela intermedia is the source of this 1563-nucleotide messenger RNA. Lineage: Eukaryota; Viridiplantae; Streptophyta; Magnoliopsida; Alismatales; Araceae. The record is from the annotation of a GenBank genome assembly.